GUGAGCUCAGAGCCGCUGCGGACAGAGAACUUGUGACCAGACCAGCAGCAGCAGGAGCGGACAGACAGGCCGACAGACAGACAGACAGACAGACAGACGGCGGCUCCGUGACAUAAAAACCGGACCCGAGCAGCUCCACAGUCCUCCUUCGAUCACCGCAUCUUUCCUCCACGCAACAUGGACUGCGGGAUUUUAACGUCCAAGACCGUCCUCCUCUUCCUCAGCCUGGUGUUCUGGGCUGCAGGGGCGGCGCUGGCCUACGUGGGCGCCUACGUGAUCAAGAGCUAUAACAACUUCGACCACUUCAUUCAGGACAAGUACACGCUGAUCCCGGCGGCCAUCAUCAUCGGCGUCGCCGUGGUGAUGUUCAUUUUCGGUCUGGUGGGAUGCUGCGCCACGAUCCGGGAGUCCAAAGUCGGCCUGAGCUUUUUCUUCCUGAUCAUCAUGCUGAUCUUUGCAGCUGAAGUUGCUGCUUUGGUGUUCAGCCUCAUCUACCAGAACAAGAUAAGCGGAGACCUGGAGCGCUCCAUGAACGACGUCUUCGCAAAGUACAGCGAAAAUGAACCCGAGGGCAGAGCUGUGGACUACCUGCAGACUCAGCUGCAGUGCUGCGGUGUCCAAAAUUACACCAGCUGGUCCAACACCACCUGGUACGCCACCCACAACAACACAGUGCCUCUCUCCUGCUGUAAAAACGCCACCGCCACACAGUGCACCGGCAGACUGGAUCAACCAGACCUGCUCAACACAGAGGGUUGUGAGACCAAGCUGGAUCACCUCCUGCAGGGUGUGCUGAGUUACGCCAUGCUGGUCAUUCUGGGAUUCGCCAUCAUCAAGUUCUUCGGGAUGCUGAGCGUGUGUGUGAUCACCUGCAAAACCGGCAACCGGAGGAGUGGCUACCAGCCUCUGUACGCCUGAGCUGCCCCCUGACACCACUCACCACCUCCUCACUUUUUGCUUGAUUAGGUUUGCUGACCUUUUACUCAGCAGUGUACAGAAGCAGUCCAGGCCACCCGUUGUACAAACCUAACAUUUUAUUUAAACAAUGGCACAUGAAGUACACACACUUGACGAUGAUUGGGUCAGUUUCCGUGUGGCUGAGCAGCCCGAUGUUUCUUUUCACUCUCCCUUGGGGAUAACACACGUGUGAGAAUAGCACAAAAUACCACUUUGAAAGCAUCUUUUAGUGUCUUCUACUGACUGUCAGCAUAGCACAGCUGCCACGGGGGAGAAAAGGUGUUUUCCCACUCUGCUGCGCCAUGUAGAUAAUCUUUUAAACAACCUUAUACUUUUGGAAUGUACCAUAAUGAAGGACUUCAAGCUAUAUUUGAAGCUUUUUGUGAUUGUGAACACAAGGAUAGCAGUUUAAUGCCUUAUUUAGGUGUGUGUGUGUGUUUAUGUAUAUGUGUAUAUAUGCACGCACACACACUUAUGUUAAAUGUCAUGGUCAGUUAACUGUAUUGAAUUAGGUGACAGUCCUACAUAGUUGGACUGUGGUUGUGUUUAUUAUGUUUCUAAAUUAAACAGGUGAAUAUUUCCAGAA
Messenger RNA from Acanthopagrus latus (yellowfin seabream), 1543 nucleotides. It is a transcript of the gene tspan36, whose product is annotated as tetraspanin 36. Gene Ontology annotation, cellular component: membrane. Lineage: Eukaryota; Metazoa; Chordata; Actinopteri; Spariformes; Sparidae. The record is from RefSeq and is a predicted model, not a curated record. The coding region runs from base 178 to 918 and encodes 246 amino acids. The transcript has 7 exons. Gene Ontology annotation, biological process: protein maturation; regulation of vascular endothelial growth factor signaling pathway; protein localization to plasma membrane.